Cicer arietinum (chickpea) is the source of this 1367-nucleotide messenger RNA. Its product is annotated as nicotianamine aminotransferase 1-like. NCBI's taxonomy places the organism in Eukaryota, Viridiplantae, Streptophyta, Magnoliopsida, Fabales, Fabaceae. Gene Ontology annotation, biological process: L-tyrosine catabolic process; biosynthetic process. Gene Ontology annotation, molecular function: pyridoxal phosphate binding; L-tyrosine:2-oxoglutarate transaminase activity. The record is from RefSeq and is a predicted model, not a curated record.
UCUUUAUUGACAAGUGUGAAUUUUCUUAGCUCUUUCGAGUGAUUGACCAAUAUCCAAUGGAGAAUGGAAGUGAGAAAUGGAAGUUCGAAGGGAACAAAGGGUUGAAUGCUUCAUCUGUUUCAGUGAGAGGCGUUUAUAACAUGCUUAUGGAUUCCAUCAACAAUAAUGAAAACAAGAAAUCAGUUAUUCGUCUCUGUCGUGUAGAUCCCACAGAUAAUCCACUCUUUAAGACUUCCCCUGAUGCUUCUGAAGCUGUUGCUGAUGCAGUUCACUCUUUUAACUUCAACUCUUACCCUCCCACUGUUGGUUUACCUGAUGCAAAGAGGGCUAUUGCAAAUUAUCUAUCUUCUGAUCUUCCAUACCAGUUAUCACCAGAAGAUGUUUUUAUCACUGUUGGUGGCACACAAGCUAUAGAUAUAAUCUUACCUGUUUUUGCACGUCCUGGUGCCAACAUUCUCCUUUCAAGACCAGGCUACCCACAAUAUGAUUCUCGUGCUGCAUGUUGUCGCCUCGAAGUUCGCUACUUUGAUCUUCUUCCUGAGAGAGGAUGGGAGGUUGAUCUUGAUUCCCUUGAAGCUUUGGCAGAUGAGAACACUGUUGCUAUGGUCAUCAUCAAUCCUAGCAAUCCAUGUGGGAAUGUGUUCACAUACCAACAUUUAAAAAAGGUUGCUGAGACUGCAACAAAACUUGGAAUUUGUGUAAUUUCUGAUGAAGUUUAUGCACAUUUGGCAUUUGGAAGCAAUCCAUUUGUGUCCAUGGGAGUGUUUUCAUCAAUAGUGCCAGUAAUUACAAUUGGGUCCUUGUCAAAAAGAUGGUUAGUUCCUGGUUGGAGAACUGGUUGGAUAGCCAAAUGUGACCCCCACAAAAUAUUUCAAAAAACUGGGAUAGUGGCAAAUAUCAUCAGCUAUUUGGAGAUCACUUCUGACCCUCCAACAAUCAUGCAGGCAGCAAUACCUCAAAUCCUUGAGAAAACAAAAGCUGAAUUCCAUUUAAAAAAUCUGAAUAUAAUGAGGGAGGCUGCAGAUAUAUUCUAUGAUGUAUGUAAUGAGAUUUCUUGUUUGACAUGUCCUCACAAACCAGAAGGAGCCAUGUCUGCUAUGGUGGAAAUUAAUUUUGCACAAGUUAAAGGCAUUAUUGAUGAUGUGGAUUUCUGUGUCAAGCUGGCCAAAGAGGAAUCUGUAAUGCUUCUUCCGGGUGUCACUGUUGGUCUAAAGAAUUGGCUUCGGAUUAGUCUUGCUGUUGAUGCUUCUGAACUUGAGGAAGGCCUUAGGAGGUUAAAAGCAUUCAGCCUUCGCCAUGCAAUUAGUUAAUAGCUCUCAUAUCCAAUAUAUUGAGAAUUUGUUUGGCAAUAAUUUUUUUUUUUUUUU